CUUAAACACUCUAACCAAUCGUCUUAAACACAACUCGAAAACGAACCGAUCUCACGUAAUGCUGACCGUUUUCUAUCUUCCCUUCGUCUUCUUCAACUCCUAAUAAAGCGCUCUCUUUUUUAUUUUUUCAUCUUUUACUUCAUCUCUCUGUGAAAAGACCACUUUCUCUCUUUCUCUCUCUACAAACCAUUUUUUUGUUGUUGCAGAGCGUUAGAGAGAAAUAAAAAUUUAUAGGGUUUUCAAUUUUUUUUUCUUUUUAUAAAUUUUUUAAGUUUUUGGAGAUAAAUCGAGAUUUAUAGAGGGUAAUUGUGAAAAGAACAUUCAUUUUUCAUGGUGGUUUCGACGGUUAUUGUAUUGCUGUGUUUCCAAAUCGAGGAAUUUACUCUAGAGCCGAAUCUUAACCUUCCAUUCUAAUGACUUUCAGCAGUAGUAAAUGGCUCGAUUUCACUUCCGUUUUCUCCAUUUCUUCGUCUUCCUCUUCUACGCCUCCUACGUCUCAGCUUCUCGUUCGAGUUUCGAAUCGGAUUUUUCGAUAAUCGAUUCCGAUUCCGAGGGUCUAUUGCUUCAUCGUGAUUACUCUCCUCCGGCGCCUCCUCCGCCGCCGCCUCACGCGCCGUCGGUCUCUUGCACUGAUGACCUCGGCGGGGUAGGUUCUCUGGAUUCAACGUGUCAGAUUGUGGCCGAUUUGAACCUUACUCGUGACGUGUAUAUACAGGGAAAGGGUAAUUUCUACAUCCUUCCUGGAGUUAGAUUCCAUUGCCCCAUUUUGGGCUGUUCAAUAACCGUGAAUAUCAGCGGGAACUUUUCCUUAGGCGAGAAUUCGACUGUAGUAACUGGAACUUUCCAGCUCGCGGCUUAUAACGCUAGUUUUUUCGAUGGCUCGGCCGUGAACACUACGGGAUGGGCGGGGGACCCGCCGCCACAGACGAGUGGGACGCCUCAGGGAGUGGAGGGAGCGGGUGGAGGUCAUGGGGGCCGCGGAGCUUGUUGCUUGGUGGAUGAUAGGAAGCUACCGGAGGAUAUCUGGGGCGGUGAUGCUUAUUCAUGGUCAUCAUUGCAGGAGCCGUGCAGUUAUGGGAGUAAGGGAGGGACAACGAGUAAGGAGGUGGAUUAUGGAGGGGGAGGUGGUGGCUGGGUAAAAAUGGAGAUUAAAGAGUUGUUGGAGGUGAAUGGGAGCUUGUUGGCUGAUGGGGGCGAUGGAGGGACUAAAGGAGGUGGUGGAUCAGGUGGUAGCAUCUAUAUUAAAUCCCAUAAAAUGACUGGAAGUGGCAGGAUAAGUGCUUGUGGAGGUGAUGGUUUUGGUGGUGGGGGUGGUGGAAGAGUUUCAGUCAAUAUCUUCAGCAGGCAUGAUGAACCGAAAAUAUAUGUGCAUGGAGGAACUAGUCGUGGCUGCCUUGAGAAUGCUGGUGCGGCUGGAACCCUUUAUGAUGCUGUCCCCCGAAGCCUCACUGUUAACAAUAAUAAUUUGUCAACAGAUACGGAUACUCUUCUUCUAGAGUUUCCUUAUCAGCCACUUUGGACUAAUGUCUAUAUUCAAAAUCGUGCCAGAGCCUCUGUUCCGUUGCUUUGGAGUCGUGUUCAGGUGCAAGGGCAGAUAAGUCUUCUGAGCGGGGGGAUGUUGAGCUUUGGGCUAGCACAUUAUGCAUCUUCAGAGUUUGAACUAUUGGCAGAAGAACUGUUAAUGAGUGAUUCUAUAAUCGAGGUCUAUGGGGCUUUACGCAUGACUGUGAAAAUAUUCUUGAUGUGGAAUUCCAAAAUGGUAAUAGAUGGUGGUGAAGACACAACUGUUGCAACUUCAUGGCUUGAGGCUAGUAAUUUAGUUGUUCUCAAGGAAUCAUCAGUAGUACAUUCAAAUGCAAAUCUGGGAGUACAUGGACAAGGUUUAUUGAAUUUAUCUGGACCUGGAGAUACGAUUCAGGCGCAACGUCUAGUCCUGUCUCUGUUUUACAGUAUUCAUGUUGGACCUGGAUCUGUUUUACGUGGUCCCCUGGAGACUGCAUCAUUUGAUGCUGUUACACCAAGGCUUUAUUGUGAGCUCCAAGAUUGCCCCACUGAACUACUUCAUCCACCUGAAGAUUGCAAUGUGAAUUCGUCUCUGCCUUUUACUCUGCAGAUAUGCCGAGUUGAGGACAUCACUGUCGAAGGUCUUAUUAAGGGAUCCGUUGUUCAUUUCCAUUGGGCAAGAACCAUAUCUGUGCAGUCUUCUGGAGUAAUUAGUGCAUCUGGGAUGGGAUGUGUAGGCGGUGCUGGUAAAGGAAAUUUUUUAGACAAUGGUAUUGGCAGCGGCGGCGGCCAUGGUGGUAGAGGGGGGCUUGCAUGUUAUAAUGGUAGUUGUGUUGAGGGUGGUAUUUCUUAUGGGAAUUCAGAGUUGCCCUGUGAACUUGGUAGUGGAAGUGGAACUGAGAGCUCAGCUGAUUCAUCUGCAGGCGGUGGUGUUAUAGUGAUGGGUUCCAUGGAGCAUCCUUUGCCAAGUUUGUCUGUUGAGGGUGCUGUGAGGGCUGAUGGAGAAAGUUUUGAAGAAACUGUCUGGCAACAAGAGUAUUCUGUUUCUAAUGGUUCAAGCAUAGCUCCUGGGGGUGGCUCUGGUGGUACUGUACUUCUGUUUCUGCAGAAGUUGACUCUUGGCAAAUCUGCUAGUCUUUCCAGUGUUGGAGGCUAUGGUAGUUCCAAAGGUGGUGGAGGAGGAGGGGGUGGAAGGAUUCAUUUUCACUGGUCAGACAUUCCCACUGGAGAUGUUUACCAGCCAAUUGCUAGUGUGAAGGGAAACAUCUAUGCUAGGGGAGGAUCAGGCAGAGACCAGAGUGGUGGUGGAGAAAAUGGAACUGUGACUGGUAAAACUUGUCCAAAGGGGCUGUAUGGGACAUUUUGUGCAGAAUGUCCUGUUGGUACUUACAAGAAUGUUAGUGGAUCUGAUAGUUCUCUCUGUCGCCCUUGCCCUGCUUCACAGCUUCCCCGCCGUGCUGUUUAUGUUUAUGUUCGAGGUGGUGUUGCUGAAACCCCUUGCCCUUUUGAAUGCAUUUCAGACAGAUAUCACAUGCCACACUGUUUUACAGCUCUCGAAGAGUUAAUCUACACAUUUGGGGGACCUUGGUUAUUUGGUCUUUUACUUCUAGGUCUUCUCAUCCUCUUAGCACUGGUGCUUAGUGUUGCACGAAUGAAAUUUGUUGGUGUUGAUGAAUUACCUGGCCCAGCUCCUACUCAGCAUGGCUCUCAGAGAGAUCAUUCUUUCCCAUUCCUGGAGUCAUUGAAUGAGGUCUUAGAAACAAACAGAGUUGAAGAGUCACAGAGCCACGUCCACAGAAUGUAUUUCAUGGGUCCUAAUACUUUCAGCGAACCUUGGCAUCUGCCCCACACUCCUCCAGAAGAAAUAAAAGAGAUUGUAUAUGAGGGUGCAUACAAUACAUUCGUGGAUGAGAUCAAUGCAAUUGCUGCUUACCAGUGGUGGGAAGGUGCAAUUUACACCAUUCUUUCCAUUCUUGCUUAUCCUCUUGCUUUGUCAUGGCAGCAAUGGCGCCGAAGAAUGAGAUUGCAACGACUACGUGAGUUUGUACGAUCAGAAUAUGAUCAUGCCUGCUUACGUUCGUGCCGUUCACGGGCUCUUUAUGAGGGGCUUAAGGUCUCUGCAACUACCGAUUUAAUGCUGGCUUAUGUGGACUUCUUCCUUGGUGGAGACGAAAAGAGAACAGACCUUCCUCCUCGCCUCCUUCAGAGAUUUCCUAUGGCUAUAAUAUUUGGAGGUGAUGGAAGCUAUAUGGCUCCAUUUUCCCUUCAGAUUGAUAACGUUCUUACCAGUCUUAUGAGUCAGCUGGUGGCCCCUACUACUUGGUAUCGACUGGUGGCAGGUUUGAAUGCACAAUUACGCCUGGUUCGUCGUGGACGGCUGAGAGCAACAUUUCGGCCUGUUCUUCGAUGGCUUGAAACGCAUGCUAAUCCUGCUUUGAGAAUCCAUGGUGUACGCAUUGAUCUUGCCUGGUUUCAGGCUACACCUGGGAAUUAUCGCCAGUAUGGACUUUUGGUGUGUUCUGUUGAAGACGAAAAUGAACCUCUAUGCUUGGGAAAUACCAAUGGUGGAGUCAAAACUGAGACUUUUUCACGUGUGAAGAUCACUGACAUGCCAAAUGAAUCUGGUUCUCCAAGAGAAGAUUUGCCUUUAACCCAAGGUCACCGGAGCAGCGAAGGUUUUGCAAGGCGGAAGAGGAGUUACAGAGGGCUUAUAGAUGCUAACAGCUUACAAAAGCUUGAAGAGAAGAGAGAUAUAUUUUACCUUCUCUCUUUCAUACUCCAUAACACUAAACCUGGUUGUCACCAGGAUCUUGUUGGUUUAGUCAUAUCAAUGCUACUUUUAGGAGAUUUUAGCUUAGUGUUGCUUACCUUCCUACAGUUGUAUUCAAUUUCACUGGUGGAAGUCUUUCUAGUUUUGUUUAUUUUACCUCUGGGGAUUCUUCUUCCGUUUCCUGCUGGCAUAAAUGCUUUAUUCAGUCAUGGACCAAGGCGAUCCGCAGGUUUGGCACGUUUUUACGCCUUGUGGAACUUAACAUCCUUGAUUAAUGUUGGUGUUGCAUUCCUUUGUGGGUAUGUUCACUAUCACCAUCAGCUGUCAUCAAGCAAAACGAUCCCGAAUCUUCAGCCAUGGAAUAUUAACAUGGAUGAAAGCGAAUGGUGGAUUUUCCCGGUUGGACUGGUAAUGUGUAAGCUUUUCCAAUCACAACUUAUAAACUGGCAUAUAGCGAAUCUAGAGAUACAAGACCGCUCAUUGUAUAGUAAUGAUUUUGAGCUAUUUUGGCAGUCAUAAAGCACCAUUGUUAAAAGACAUAUAGACUUACGCAUUAACAAGGUUCUUUCUUUUACUUUUUACUGUUUUUGUAUGUAACUUGGUUAACAAAUCCAGUUCUUGACAAGUAGAAAUAGAAACAGAGGGUUAAAAAAGGUGCGACUAGAAUGGCAUUUAUUUGUUGUAAGUUCUAAAAAUUUGUUUUUCAUAUUAAUUUUUGGGAGUUGCAAUGUAAAUAAAAAGAAUUGGGGGUUAUUAUACUAAUGGUUUAAGAGAAUUCAUUUGUAUA
Messenger RNA from Gossypium arboreum, 5060 nucleotides. RefSeq lists its product as uncharacterized. The transcript is spliced from 22 exons. The record is from RefSeq and is a predicted model, not a curated record. The coding region runs from base 434 to 4792 and encodes 1452 amino acids. Lineage: Eukaryota; Viridiplantae; Streptophyta; Magnoliopsida; Malvales; Malvaceae.